AUGGUAAUUCAACAAGAUGGAAGUGUAUUUAUUAGCACAAGGUAAUAAAACCCUUAUUUUUUCUUUAUGUCUUAUUGUGUAUUGCCACAUGCAUAACUGCAGGCUUUCAAAAUGAAGGGGACUAUUCAACUUCGUGACUAAAUUCAACAAUUUUCCUGUUCAUUUACUGUAACUUCGAUUCAAAAAAGUUUAAUAAAGGAUGUUUUAAUCGGAGGGGGCUGUUACAUUUUUUCUUCCCCAACACCACUAAAACAAAACACGGAAACAUGACCCUGGCACACCUGCAUGUCGACAGUUGCUCUAACAAAGUUUCGCACAGUCGUCAUUUCCCAUUAAAACUGAGCUGAUAAUCUGAAACCGUGUGAAAUUUGUUCUAAUUUUUUAUGGUCGUCAUGACUUUUGACUUGGGUUAUUAUAAUAUUUAGAAUCACUCUGACGUGUGUUUGUGUCAUGGACUUUCGUAAGUUUCCCAUGGAUCGACAAGAGUGUGAAUUGAACUUCUCAAGUUGUAAGUACCGAAAAAAUAUACGUAUCGUUAAAAUAUAGUAGCUGAUUACCAGCAUUGAUGCUACGUGAGGCUAAUGUGUGAGUUUUCAUAAAAGGCUAAAAAGACCUUAAUUUUUAGUUUUCUAGCUUUUUUUUCUAAAUAAACGUUUAUAUAAAUAUUGUAAUAAAUGAAAUGAAAUGAAAUGAAAUGAAAUGAGGAGUCGUGGAUGAGAGGACGAACGUGCCCUCUUACAAUACAUUUGACCAUGUGCUGGGAACAGUAAGCUCUGACGUCAGCAUACAAGAGGCCACUGGCAGCCGCUCACAGUCCAUUUAUAAGCUUCCUGUACUCACCCUACCCAUGAUGGGAAUGAUGUGAAGUGUGAAGGUUAACCACAAGACCGGGGUCUACGUCCCCUACUCUUUUCGAACAGUAGUGUGGGUUCUUUUACGUCCCACAAGAACCACACAAGUGUAAGUGCUGUGAGACAGGACAUACGGUUUUUUGUCCUUAUCCGAGAAGAUUAGAGAGCCGAAACGUUUGCAGAUGUCGUUACAAAGGCAGCACUUUCUUCUCAGUUAUUUAAAGACCCUGAGUGUUGGUCCGGGCGGGGUUCGAACCCGUGACCAGCAGACGUCCAGCAGACCGGCGCUCUCCCAACUGAGCCAACCAGGCGGAUUAAAUGUCUAUGAUCCGAGCUGGUAACCAAGUGUCGUCACAAGAACAAGUUCUUCGCAACCAAUCACUGAACGCGCCGCUCCAACCGUCCAUGAAUUUCAAAUUUCCAACUUAAAACCGAAAAUCUGUCUUCAGAAUUUUUAGUCUGAUGAUCGCUUAGUGCGUGAAACUCCGAGUUACAACUCCAUUAAAUGCUAUCCUUUUCAUUCGUAAAUGUUUAUGUAAAAGGUUUAUAUUCCUUUUUUUGGCAGCUGUUUAUCUUGACCUAGUGCCUGGAGUUUAUUAUAUUUCAAACAUUAUUUACAUCAUUCUAUUUUAGACCCCGUCUUUUACGGAGUUAAAAUUUCGAACUUUAUUAUGUACUAACCUUCAUUCUAAUACACUCCAACUGCGGAAUAAGCAUUCUAUUAUCUGUUUUAUAUAUAUAUAUAUAUAUACAUUUUAUUCACUGAAAAUGUUUCUUGAUUUUUUCAUACAUUAAGUCUUUUCUAUUGACUCUUUUGCUUUGCAGACUCUUUUACUACUGAUGAUAUUGUUUACGAGUGGAAGGAGAGAAAUACAACAUCGCCAGAAAGUCUAGAGAUUACUCAAUUUACACUUAAAUCAGUCAGCACUCAUCAGAAAGUCAGUAACUACAUAACUGGUACGCGACUGGUUGAUGUGCUGAUGUGUGGGGGGUGUGGUCUUCAGAGAGCCACGUGAUCUAUUAGCGCAGUGUUUACACUUGGUGUCCGGGCACUGGUGUCCGAGUACGGUACUCACUGGGUACUAAUGUGAACACAGCCUUUUUUCAAGUACCCACGCUAGUAGAAUUCGCGCACGGCGCCGGUGCCCAAAGACAAGGUCUCGACCUUGUACACUGCGGGCAUAAUAUGAUCAAAAUACAAAAACAAGUUCCUUUCUUUUUAAGUUGACGGUGUUUCUCAUCAAAUGCUUUCAUACUUUUAAAUGUUUGUUUCUGUUUUCCUAGGUAAUUUCUCUGUUCUUGGCCUGAGAUUUGUGUUCACUCGACGCAUUGGCCAUUACCUGUCAAGGGUUUACAUUCCAGCCAUUCUUAUCGUAUCUAUGUCUUGGCUUUCAUUCUUCAUUGAUCCCACGUCAGUUCCAGCUCGUGUUGCACUAAGUAUAAUGACUGUUCUCACAAUGACUACACUGUUAAUCGGUGUUGGUCAGGGAUCUUUGCCCGUGGUAUCGUAUGUGAAGGCAGUAGACUGGUACCUGAUUUUCUGCUAUAUUUUUGUGUUCAGUGCAUUUGCAGAAUAUGCGAUUGUAAACAACAUACAAACAGGACACAAAUCUACAGAGCUUCGAAUGGUAAGAAUGAAUGUAUAUUCCAUGAGAAUAAACAUGUGA
Messenger RNA from Porites lobata, 2518 nucleotides. The record is from the annotation of a GenBank genome assembly. NCBI's taxonomy places the organism in Eukaryota, Metazoa, Cnidaria, Anthozoa, Scleractinia, Poritidae.